This is a messenger RNA of Gastrolobium bilobum, 750 nucleotides long. RefSeq lists its product as uncharacterized. Bases 1 to 750 code for a protein of 249 amino acids. Lineage: Eukaryota; Viridiplantae; Streptophyta; Magnoliopsida; Fabales; Fabaceae. The record is from RefSeq and is a predicted model, not a curated record. The transcript is spliced from 3 exons.
AUGGCAGAUGUUUGGAAUGCGAAAAUUGUAGGAUAUAGGUCCAAGCCCAUAAUCAGUCUAUAUGAAGAACUUAGGUGUUACAUCAUGAGGAGGAUGGCAGCACAUCAAAGAAUUCUUGGAACGGUUAGGGGUAAAAUUGCCCCUGCACAACAGAAGAAGCUUGAUCAAUUGAAGGUCCUAAGCAAUUCCUGGACCCCUACAUGGACAGGGAAUUUGAAUCAAGACAUAUAUGAAGUUAGUGGAAAGGGUGAAAGGCUGGCUGGAUUGCCAUGUGAGCAUGCAAUUGCUGCAAUAUGUCACAAGAAUGAACCAGCAGAGCUGUAUGUGCAUCAAUGGCUGACAGUGGAUGCUUUGCAUGCCACUUAUGCACACACCUUGAACCCUGUCAAUUCUGAUAAGUAUUGGCCUACCUCAACUGAGCCUAAACCUAUUCCUCCACCAUUGAAAAGGCCAAUUGGUCGUCCCAAGAAACAUAGGAAAAAGGAUCCAAGUGAGGAACAUGGAAGCAAUACCAAAAGAGCUGGUCACUAUGCAAAGACUUGUAAGGGACCAGCAGCAAGCAAGAAAGGGAAGAGACCAGCAGCUCCUUCAACUCCAGUUACUGUCAACAUCCCAUCAAGACCUGGAGAGGAGCUCCCUCUGAGUCAAGGAGGACCACCGCUACCAAGUUCCCAAGCAGCUGAAGAAUCAAUUAGAGGCAACAACUCACCACCUUCUGCCCCACCACCACCCAGAAGUUUUGUCCAGUGA